Messenger RNA from Vigna angularis (adzuki bean), 2340 nucleotides. Its product is annotated as serine/threonine-protein kinase Nek2. Lineage: Eukaryota; Viridiplantae; Streptophyta; Magnoliopsida; Fabales; Fabaceae. The record is from RefSeq and is a predicted model, not a curated record. The coding region runs from base 373 to 2235 and encodes 620 amino acids. Gene Ontology annotation, molecular function: protein kinase activity; ATP binding. The transcript is spliced from 15 exons. Gene Ontology annotation, biological process: protein phosphorylation.
CUCUUCUCUCUCCUGCAUCAAUCAAAGUAAAAAUCUCACCCUCACGGGACACUGGUUUUAGCCUCAUAUAUAUCUCUCUCUCUCAACCAAGUUGUUUAAUAAAUAAUAACACUGCAAUGCAAUCUCUCUCUGGAUUUGUAUUUUUCUCUCUCUGAACCAGAAUGGCGAAAGAGCUUCUUCUGCAACUUCGUCUAUUGCUUCUUCUUCCGGAACAACGGUGUCGUUUUCUGCCUCGCAUGCCAAUGUUCAACUUCGCAUUCUGACUCUUCUUACUUCUACAUUUUCGAUCCCUUCGAUCCGUUUAGCUUCACCUUGCAUCUCGCAACCACCGACUAACUCAGCUCAGGGGUGGGAAUUCUCUUAAUUGAUGACAUGGAGCAGUAUGAAAUACUUGAGCAAAUUGGAAAAGGCGCUUUUGGUUCUGCGCUUCUUGUGAGACAUAAGCAUGAAAAGAAAAAAUAUGUGUUGAAGAAGAUUCGCCUUGCACGUCAAACCGAGCGCUCUCGCAGAUCUGCACAUCUGGAGAUGGAGCUCAUCUCUAAAUUAAGAAACCAAUUCAUUGUGGAGUACAAAGAUUCGUGGGUAGAAAAGGGUUGCUAUGUCUGCAUCAUUAUAGGUUAUUGCGAGGGAGGAGAUAUGGCGGAAGCUAUAAAGAAAGCUAAUGGUGUCCUGUUUCCUGAGGAGAAACUUUGUAAGUGGCUCGUUCAACUUCUUAUGGCUCUUGAGUACUUGCACAUGAACCACAUUCUUCACCGUGAUGUCAAGUGUUCAAAUAUCUUCUUGACAAAAGAUCGUGACAUACGGCUCGGUGAUUUUGGACUUGCCAAAAUGUUGACGUCUGAUGAUCUCGCUUCCUCUGUUGUGGGAACUCCUAGCUACAUGUGCCCUGAGCUCCUUGCUGAUAUACCUUAUGGUUCUAAAUCAGAUAUUUGGUCCUUGGGAUGCUGUAUAUAUGAAAUGACAGCGCAUAAGCCUGCAUUCAAAGCAUUUGAUAUACAGGCAUUGAUUAACAAGAUUAAUAAAUCAAUAGUGGCUCCACUGCCUACAAAAUAUUCUAGUUCGUUUCGAGGUCUUGUUAAAAGUAUGCUGCGCAAGAAUCCAGAGCUUAGGCCAAGUGCUACAGAGCUGCUUGGACAUCCACAUCUUCAAUCUUACGUUCUUAAGGUCCAUCUCAAAAUCAAUAGCCCCAGGCGAAACACAUUGCCAGUUCAUUGGCCAGAAUCCAAUUACUUGAAGAAAACUAGAUUUUUGGUGCCAGAAGAUGACCCUGUUUCUCUGUAUAGGGAUAAGCGACAUUCUUUCAGUAAUGAUCGGACUCUGAACCCUAGUGUAUCUGGAGCUGAUCAAGAUUCUUUGUGCUCUACUCUUGAAAUAGAUUGUACUCCUGACCAUUUGAAUCAAAGAUUAGCAGAACUACGUGUUGGAGAUAGCCAUGAACUGAAAUCAAUCCGGAAGCCUGCUGUUUCCAGAACUUCUAGCAUUGCUAAGACUCCAAGAUUCACUUCCUCAAAAGUCUCUGGCACCAACAAGAAAACAUUGAAAUCCUCAAAGAAUCAUAAAGAGAUGCCUCCUUCACACAGUACAACAAAAUCUGCUAAUACUAACCGUAGAGCAUCAUUUCCAUUGCCAAAAAGAGGUGGUAUUCGACAGCCUCCUUCCGGGCCCAAUGCCACUAUGAUUAGUCACGUGUCUUCACCUGAUAUCUCAGUCAAUUCUCCACGAAUUGAUAAGAUGGCUGAAUUCCCAUUAACUUCAUAUGUGGAUUCUUUGUUUCCCAUCAAUAGAACAUCAUCCUUUGUUCAAUGUUCCUCUGGCCUCCCAUCCAGCGGCAACCAUUCCACUGUGAUAGACAAAUGCACGGUAGAGGUACAUGAUAUGGCCUCAAACAGUCCCGACUGUACUGAGUCUUGGCAGGGAAUCAAACAGAGCGUUUUAAAGGAAAUUGAUGAGGAUAAAAGUGGUUCCUCUGAUCAAAAUGCAACGGCAGGUGCUUCAAGCCACACAUCUUCUGACUUGCGCCGUAGACAAUUUGACCCGUCAUCAUUCCAACAAAGGGCUGAAGCUUUAGAAGGGUUGCUUGAAUUUAGUGCAAGAUUGCUACAGCAGGCGAGAUAUGAUGAACUUGGGGUUCUAUUGAAACCAUUUGGGCCUGGAAAGGUUUCCCCAAGGGAAACAGCUAUCUGGUUGAGUAAGAGCUUCAAAGAGAAUACUUUCAACCCAGAAGAAUCCAUGUAAACUGCUAUAAUGUUUACCGUAGUCAUUUUUAGAGUUCAGUGUUUCUUCUCACAUGAGAGAAUUUAGCCAGCUGAUUUUCUUAACGUAUCUCAUUUUUUUUUUUCA